Molecule: messenger RNA, 1203 nt
Organism: Aphidius gifuensis
Lineage: Eukaryota; Metazoa; Arthropoda; Insecta; Hymenoptera; Braconidae
Product: F-box/LRR-repeat protein 20-like
Exons: 4
Coding region: 1-1203 (400 amino acids)
Biological process (GO): SCF-dependent proteasomal ubiquitin-dependent protein catabolic process
Cellular component (GO): SCF ubiquitin ligase complex
Source: RefSeq, a predicted model, not a curated record
AUGAGUGCAAAAAGAAUAUGUAUUGAGAAAGAUAAAAAAACCUCUGAUGAUGACAAAGUUCAAAAAGUUGUCAUCAAUUCACUGGAUUACGACUCAUUAGCACAAAUUUUCAUGUUGCUGCCAGUACCAGAAAGGAUAGACAUUGAAGGAGUCUGUGUCAAAUGGAAAGAGGCAUGUCAACUAUCUUGUCUUCCAAAAGAAAUUAAUGAAAUUCAUUUAUUUUUUGAAUCUUUGUUGGAUCAAAAACAAACACGUUCUAUGCGGAUGCAUGGAAGUUCAUAUGAAGCUAGUAGAGAGCUCUCUGCAGAAGUACUCUACACUAUUUUUUGCACUUGCAAAAAUCUAAAACAUCUUGAUAUUGUACAUUGUCGUAAUGAUGUAGCUGAAAUUCCCCUCGAAAAAUGGAUAAGUUUUCAAAACUUACAAUAUCUUGCUAUUUCUUGUAAUAUGACGCCUGACUUAGCAGAUACAAUCGUUAAAUAUUGCAAGAAUUUGAAACAUUUGAGGAUAAAUAAUCGUCAUCACAUUAUAAAUACUGCUUUAAAAACAUUAACAGAGCUGGAAAAUCUUGAAUGUUUAAUAUUGCUUAAUUGUAUUAAGCUCAAUAAGGAAUCAAUAAUUGCAAUUUCAAACAAUUGUAAAAAACUUAAACGUUUAGAAAUUUCUAUUCGUUCUAUUUAUGACCCUCCUUCUUCCCUGUCUGAUCUUGAUGAGAUAUCAAAGUUACAAUAUCUUGAACAUUUAAAAUUGUGUAUUGGAAAAUCUCUUAAAGAUAGUACAAUUAUUGCUAUUGCUAAUAAUUGUAAAAACCUAAAAAGUUUAGAAAUCGCAGGCUGCAGUGCUAUUACUGAAACAGCUCUCGUUGCUUUAACAAAGCUGGACAAUUUACAAAAACUAGAUGUAAGCUUUCUUCAUAUUACAGAUAGCUUUAUUAGUAAAUUGAAAGGAUUAAAAGAAUUGCAUUGUGAUUUUUGCGAGCAACUUACUGAAGCUGGUUUCAUUCAACUUAUAAAAAAUAACCCAGAUCUUAAAGAGAUUAGUGUCCUUGGUACAGAUAGUAUUACAAUUGACCUAGUUAUUGCUGCUGAUCAGGCAACUAAACAUCGGACAAAUGGUAUUAUUUUACACAUACGAAAAUAUGAUUUGGAACUAACACAAGCUUUUAAGUCAAUUAUUAAAUCUCAAUGGUUGGUUGUUAAAUAG